AAAAAAGGUUUUGUUUCACUUUCACCUUUUUCAUCAUUAGGGUUUCCGCUAUCAAAAUUGAUUAAGUCAAACACAUUACUCUUUAUUAUUUUAAAAUGCAUGUUUAAAUGCAUUUGCACAGAGUUGUUAUAAUUUUUGGUAGUUUCGACGUUUUGGUUAUAAUUAAAUCUUUUUACUGAGAAUUUCUUCAUACGCAACAACAGGAAAAGUCAAGCAGUGCCAUUUUAGGCAGUGAAGCUCAUGGAAUAAGAAAAUGUCCAAAGUACGAGUAGAGGAUCAGAAAGAGGUGAGGGCAGCACUACUUGGAUGGCACAGCUCAGGGAAGACAUCAGUGAUCAACACUAUAUUGGCGGCCAGUGAAGUAGAGAUAAAGGAAUUGACAGAUGAAAAUGUGAAGAGAGAGGGAUUUAUUGAUGGGAAAAGAGUCUACUUGGUUGAGACACCAGGCUGGUGGAAAGAGUUCAGUUUAAAUGAUUUAUCAAACAUUUCUAAACAGCAGUUGGUGCGCAGAGUGUCUCAGUGUUCACCUCAUGCUGUCAUAAUCACCAUUCAGGCAGAUUUUAAAUUUACUGAAUCUGAUGGAAAAAUUUUGGUUGAACACGUCGAGCUACUUGGUCCAAAUGUCUGGGCACAUACUAUAGUACUCUUCACAAGAGGGGACUUGAUUAAAGAGAAAGACAUAGAGCGACAUAUUCAGAGAGCAGGACCAGCGCUCAAGCGGCUCAUUGAAAAGUGUGGAAAUGAAUAUCAUGUUUUUAAUAAUUCUAACCAUCAUGACAAAACUCAAAUCACAGAGCUGCUAGUGAAAAUUGAAGGAAUUGUCAAAAAGAAUGAUGGCAAGCACUUGAACAUUGACCUAAAAAAAGUAAAGGAACUCAACAUCAAGUGGGAGGAAAUUCAGACGAGAGCAAGUGCUAGAAAAUGCAAAGUACAGGCGCAAAGUUCAAUAAUUCAAGAAAGAGCCUACGUGCGUCGUCUUGAGGAGAUCAGAGUAGUUCUUCUGGGAUGGGUGAUCGCUGGAAAAAGUCUUGCUGGAAACACCAUCUUGAACCAGGAUGAAUUUGUCACAGGAGGGAGAACAGAAAAGGGAACAAGAGGCUUCAGCAAUGUGGACGGAAGGAAAAUUACCGUACUGGACACUCCAGGCUGGUGGAAGUAUUUUGCAUCAGAAUUAAACCCAGAUUUUGUUAGAUCUGCAAUUCUAGACAGCGUUUCAGAAUGUAAGAAAUUUCCUCAUGCCAUGAUCCUAGUGAUUCCGGCAGAUACUUCAUUUCAGAAAGAACAAAAAAGUAUCAUUCAAAAAAAUAUGGCCAUCCUUGGUGAGGACGUUUGGAGACACACCAUAGUUUUGUUCACGCUGGGCGACAAACUUCCUGUCGUCUCAAUCGAGGAGCACAUUGAGAGUGAAGGAGACUCCCUCCAGUGGCUGAUUGAGAAAUGUGGGAACAGAUAUCACGUCUUUGACAACACAGACAGGAAGAAUCGAGAUCAAGUCACAGAGCUGCUCCAGAAGAUUGAUCAGAUGGUGGCAGGAAACUGUUUGUUCCGUCUUGACACUAAAGCGAAAUACCAUGAUUUAGAGUCGCAUCUUCAGAGAACUGAUACCCAAGAAAAUGUGACGAUGGAUGAGAUCAAACUGAAGGAUGUCAGCCACUUUCUGGAUGAGGGGAUUAACAGGAAGGCAAAAGAGAUAAGAGAGAAGAUAGAAAGCUUAUGGAUGGAUAUCAUGGAAGAAAACCUAUACCUUGAUGAAUAUAGAAGUAUGGAUUCUCCAAUUAACUUUCAAAAUGAAUCUCCUAAAUCCUCUGAACCAGCGGAAGUGAUCACUACACCUCAACAGAACAGUACUCUUGAAAACAUUAAGACACUUCUGGAAAGAGAAUUCAGCAGAUGGGAAAAUGUUAUGGUACAUGGAGUCCGGAAAAGUUUGCUGGACAUUAAAUCAUUUGAGCUCUCUCAGGAGGAAAAGAUCCAGAAGUCAAAGGAAGCAGUUGAGGAGUGGCUACAGAACCAUCGACAUUAUGUUGAACAAACUAUAGACAAAAUACAAGAUACAGAAACUGUGAUCAAGCCAAAGAGACUGAAGACAAGACAUGAUGAUGACAUCAGAGAAGUGACUUAAAGCCUACAAUAAAACAUCAAACCAUCAAAAAUAAAAAAAGAAACUAAAUUGUGUUCAUACUCUGUAUUUUACUAAUGGUGACUCUGACUGUUGUAUUAUCUGCCAUUUCAGUGUCAUGUUCUAAUGAGAAACAAUAUUACUAUAUAAUAUAUUAUAUUAUAACAGACAAGUUUUUUUAAUCUCAACCUUCAGAUCAUUUUAUAGCAUUGUUACAUUUUUAUGUGAUCACAAAUGGGAAACAUGUACAGUAUGUAAACACCAGUGAUUUGUUAUUAUGUUGUAAAAGCACAUCUAUAUUCCUGUAAUACAUUAUGAGUCAUUUUAAAGCUUUAAAGGGCAUUUUUGCAUUCAAGUCUCAAGAAUUUAGCAUCGGCAGUUAGCCACUCCUAGCAAAUACUGUAACUAGAAUAUUCUGUGGAAAAAUAAACAUUUUUGCAAGCAACAUGACAUAAUGGUAGAUGUGUUACUGGUGCCCAAUGUUUUUGGAAGGAAAUUGGGGGGAAGCUAUGAUGUUAUAGCACUGAUUCUCCAAUUCAAGCUAAAUCCCUGCACUUAACAAACACUGAAAAAAAUAUUUUGGCCUAUUUGAUUUAUACAUUUCAAUUACAUAACCAAAUUUAAUCAAAUUUUAUUGUAUAAUAUUUUUUUUUUUUAAUUAAAACUUCCAAGUAUUUUUUUUUUGUUUGUUUUUUUUUUUACUUUUUGUUAAAGAUUGCUCAAUUCAAUUUAAUGGAAUAUUGUUAUGAAAUUGAAAUGUGUAAAUCUUAAAAAUAGGCUAAAACAUUUGUCUGUGUGUACAGGCACAUAAGUGUUAUAAUAUAUUGAAAACAAUUUUAAUUGUGUCCAGAGUAGUGUAGUAAGCAAACCCAUCACUGUGUAAACAAGUCAGUUGUCACUAAUAAAGGAAGACCAAUCCACCUUUCUCUUUGGCUCUGUUUCUUGAACAAAUAACACUCUGUUACCCACCGAACACUACCAUUUAUUAGUAUACCAAAGGAAAAUGAAAUGUGUUUGCAUUCUCCCUGAGUAACAGUCAUGUUGAUUUCUCCUUAUUGAGGCUGUUUUCUGAAAUUUAUUAUGGGGAGAAAUAUUUUUAUUGUAAAUACUUCUGGUUAUCAGUUUUUGUUUGUGUUCAUUGUCAUAUGAGCAGCAAGGCUACCCUGAUAAUCUGGUUUCAACAUUAUUUCCAUGUUCUUUCACUUUCAGCCAUAUUGUUUCUGUGUACCAGUUUGUUAAGUCGGCAUAUACUUUUGUCCAUUGUGUAGAUUUGUACUGGUUUGAUUUUUCUGUCAGGACUUAAAAGUCUUUUUUGGAUCACGACACAGAAGCCAAGACCAAGUGAGAAAAAUGGAUCAAGAGCUAAGAGGGGUUGUUCUAGGUUCCCCAUCCUUGGAAAAAGCAUCAGUGAUUAACAGUAUUUUAGGUGAUGAAGUUGAGUCUGGCAGAUUCUUUAUACAGUCUGUUAAGCGAGAGAUUGAAGUGAAUGGGAGAAAGAUCACUCUGAUUAACACAACCUGCUGGUGGAAGGAGUACAGUUUGAAGGAUUUGCCAGAAGUUGUCAGACAGGAACUGGUGUGCAAUGUCUUCCUGUGUCCACCAGGACCUCAUGUUUUUCUGCUGGUCAUUGAUCUCAGUUUACAUUUUACCCAAGAGCACAGAAUCAGUAUUGAGGAACAUUUUGGUCUUUUUGGAGAGAGAAUCUGGUCAUAUGUCAUAGUGCUCUUUACACGAACAGUUUCACUGAAAGAUGAAUCCAUUGAGCAGCACAUACAGCGUCAAGGAGAAGAUCUGCAACAGAUCAUCCAGAGAUGUGGAGACAGAUACCACAUAUUUGAUAUUGUAAAUAAAGGUAAUGGAGUUGAAGAACUGCUUGUCAGGAUUGAUAGUGUUGUGACUGUAAACAAUGGCAAACACUUUGAAACUGAUGAUGAAAAACUACUUGAGAUGAAGAAAAAGAGAGAAGACAUCAGAGAGACAGCAAAAGCCAGACAAACAAUGGUGCAGGAAAAAAAAUGAACUGCUGAAAGAAAAAGCAGCUGUAUUUCCACUCCAAACACUGAGAGUUGUACUGCUGGGGUGGAUUGUUUCUGGAAAACGUUCAGCAGGAAACAUCAUCUUCAAUGAUGAAGUACUGGAGACAGGAAGAACAAACAAGUGCUUAAAAAUAUUUGGGGAUG
Molecule: messenger RNA, 4299 nt
Organism: Myxocyprinus asiaticus (Chinese sucker)
Lineage: Eukaryota; Metazoa; Chordata; Actinopteri; Cypriniformes; Catostomidae
Product: GTPase IMAP family member 8-like
Exons: 9
Coding region: 254-2122 (622 amino acids)
Molecular function (GO): GTP binding
Source: RefSeq, a predicted model, not a curated record